CUUGACUGAUAGUUACAUCGUCAAUCGAAAGUUGUCACAGUGAAACUUCGCUCUUGUUGUCAGAGUGAUCGUGAAUUUGUACUCCUUGCAAGGUUCUAUACUUAUAUCUGUAUCAUCGAAUCGUUCAUUCCGCGGUCUCCCCCACAGCACACGUCAUCAACGGUUCAUCACGAUAGCAGGUGCAGCCAACGUUCUCAGCACGAGUCACAACAUUCCACCUCAAUCACGCUUCAAUUCUCAAAAUGGGCAAAGUGCUUCUAUGCCUCUACGACGGCGGCAUCCACGCCGAGCAUGAGCCGAAAAUGCUCGGGACCACCGAGAUCGAGCUCGGCAUCCGCCCGUGGAUCGAGGAGCGAGGCCACACGCUCAUCACCACCUCCGACAAGGAAGGCCCGGACUCCGCCUUCGACCGGGAGCUCGUCGACGCCGAAGUGAUCAUCACCACGCCGUUCCACCCCGGCUACCUCACUGCCGACCGCCUCGCCAAGGCGAAGAAGCUCAAGCUCGCCGUCACCGCGGGGAUCGGCUCCGACCACGUCGACCUUGAUGUGGCCAACCAGACCAACGGCGGUAUCACCGUCGCCGAGGUGACGGGCUCCAACGUCGUGUCGGUCGCUGAGCACGUCAUCAUGACCAUCCUGGUUCUCGUGAGGAACUUCGUGCCGGCGCACGAGCAGAUCCAGGCGGGUGACUGGAAUGUCGCGCAGGUGGCGAAGAACGAGUAUGACCUGGAGAGCAAGGUGGUUGGGACAGUGGCGGUAGGGCGGAUCGGGAAGCGCGUGCUGCAGCGGUUGAAGGCGUUUGACUGCAAGGAGCUGCUGUACUUCGAUUAUCAGCCAUUGAGCGCUGCUGAGGAGAAGGAGAUCGGGUGCCGGCGCGUGGAGAAGUUGGAGGACAUGCUGGCGCAGUGCGAUGUCGUUACCAUCAACUGCCCGCUGCAUGAGAAGACGAAGGGUCUGUUCAACAAGGAGUUGAUCGCCAAGAUGAAGCCGGGCUCAUGGCUCAUAAACACCGCUCGUGGCGCCAUCGUCGUCAAGGAAGACGUCGCUGAGGCGCUGAAGUCCGGACAUCUCCGUGGCUAUGGCGGUGACGUCUGGUUCCCGCAACCCGCACCGAACGACCACCCACUGCGCUACGCGAAGAACCCGUGGGGAGGUGGCAACGCGAUGGUACCGCAUAUGUCUGGAACGUCGAUCGACGCUCAGGCGAGAUAUGCUGCCGGUACCAAGGCGAUCCUUGACUCGUACUUCUCCGGCCGGCACGAUUACCGACUGGAGGAUCUGAUCGUCAAGGAUGGCGAUUACGCCACGAAGGCGUAUGGCGAGAGGGCCAAGAAAUGAGCGCGUCGACUGCAGUGGAUGGGCGAUGUAGAAACCAAGGGGUACGAGAUGCAAAAGCAGACAGGGUCUGGACAGUCCCAGAUGUGUUCAGCAUUCCGAAUGAUGGAUGUUUUCGGCGUUUGAGUUAACCCACAGAACGUACAUGCCAUGCUCUUUCCGCACCAAUGUUUUCCGGCGUUUCUUAACGAAUAUCCAAAUGUCAAAUCAAUUGACCAAUCCGUUCCUCAACUCCGUUACCUGUAACGCCAUACCGCUAUUAAAUGCAUAACCGAAACCACGCUCGUGAUCCCCACACGCGAUUACUCUUCAUCACUAUCGUCCCUAAACCCCUCUUCCAACUCCCGAC
Molecule: messenger RNA, 1686 nt
Organism: Eremomyces bilateralis CBS 781.70
Lineage: Eukaryota; Fungi; Ascomycota; Dothideomycetes; Eremomycetales; Eremomycetaceae
Product: formate dehydrogenase
Exons: 5
Coding region: 243-1340 (365 amino acids)
Cellular component (GO): cytosol
Molecular function (GO): oxidoreductase activity, acting on the CH-OH group of donors, NAD or NADP as acceptor; formate dehydrogenase (NAD+) activity; NAD binding
Source: RefSeq, a predicted model, not a curated record